GGUCGGGGGCGGCGCCUCGCAGGAGCUUCUUGGCCGCGCGGGGCCCUCGGCCCGCUGAGGAGGGUCGAGCGAGCCGGAAGUGACCUGUCUGGCCCGGGAGAGGCGGGCCUGCCGUACGGGUGCCGCGGAGGGCCAAUUGCGGCCGCCUCCCGUUCCCCGGCAUGGAGCCCGGUGCUGGCGGCGGCGGCGGCUGGAGCGGCCCUCGGGGGAGGCGGCGGCGGCGGCGACGGCAGCGGGGCCCGGCCGGGGUCCCCGCCGAGCGGGAGGAGGAGCGGCAGCGGCGGCGCCUGCGGGAGGCGCGGGAAGAAUUGCUCAGCUCUGAGUUCUGGAAUCCUAGUCUGAGAAUCCUCUUGCGAUCCCAGAAAGAACUCCUGGCAUGCAGGAAAGAGACGCCCUUACCCAUCAUGGAAGAUGCUCUCUUGGCCUUGGAGCACCUGCAGCUCUACCCGCCAUGCUUGCAGUGUGUUUGUUAUGGCUUGGGGAACUUCUCUUCUUGCUUCAAGGCCCGCUUCCAACUGGCCUUCUUGUUGCUGCUGUUGGAGGAGCUCCAAAUUCCCAAAGAGCUGUGUUGCAUCUUUGAUCCUGUUUUCUCCCCGUUGGAAAAGGAAGUUCUCAGCUGCCUCGGCCUCUCUGUUCUCUCGCAGAACGAGGAGGGGAAACGGCCCAUCGCGGAGCCCACUGUCUUCUACAUGGUCCACUGUGGCAAAGCGCUCUACAACAACCUGCUGUGGAGCAACUGGUCAGCGGAGGCCUUGUCCAAAAUGAUCAUCAUAGGGAACAGUUUCAAGGGGAUUGAAGAAAGGAUCCCAACCAGGAUAUUCCAAACGGAUUAUGCUUACAUCGCAAAGAUUUUAAUAGCCGCUGAGGAAGAAGCCCUCCCACCUCAUACCCAGUUUCUGGAUGUGUUCAACGAUACCGCCGUCCACCGCUUUCCGUGGCAAAAACUGAGGGAGGUGCCCCAGGAGACUUGGAACUUCCAGGAGGAGCCAGUUUACCAAACCGAGGAUCAAUUAGAGAUAAUCAGAAACGACGACGACACGUGACGAACUCCGGAGAAGUGGGCCAGGAGGCGGAAUGAGCUGUUUACUUCUGGCUUUGCACUGAACUGAGGUGGAGUGUGUUGUCUGUCAGCUUCCGAAGCAGAGCGCUAACCCCGCACGCCGCCUGUCCCUUGCGAGAGCUCAGGGCACCACAAAGGCUAAAGAUUUACCACGGGCAUCAGGAGGGAGCUCUGCCAAGGUUUCCACUCAGGUCUUCAGCCAUCAGUAAGCAGCAGAGCAAAACUUCUCUGGGAUUUUUUGGGGUGUGUAAACGAGGGAGGGGUCUGAUAGUGCAAGGAUCCAGCACAAGACAUAUCUCCUUUCCUCACUUGGGCUCGUGUGUUCUAGAGGCUGUUGCGUCAGAGGAAGAUGCAGCUGUUCUGUGAUACCAAACCAGAGGGCAUGAAUCCUGUUCUGUUUAUUUUAAAAACAGAUUUCAACGAUGA
Messenger RNA from Eublepharis macularius, 1486 nucleotides. It is a transcript of the gene SRRD, whose product is annotated as SRR1 domain containing. The transcript is spliced from 7 exons. The coding region runs from base 162 to 1043 and encodes 293 amino acids. Lineage: Eukaryota; Metazoa; Chordata; Lepidosauria; Squamata; Eublepharidae. Gene Ontology annotation, biological process: microtubule-based process. The record is from RefSeq and is a predicted model, not a curated record. Gene Ontology annotation, cellular component: nucleus; cytoplasm.